This is a messenger RNA of Amoebophrya sp. A25, 350 nucleotides long. NCBI's taxonomy places the organism in Eukaryota, Dinophyceae, Syndiniales, Amoebophryaceae. The record is from the annotation of a GenBank genome assembly.
CUCUACCUACUUCACCAGGCGAUGGCAUCACUCGUUUUCGCUGCAACAGGCUUCGUGCAUUGUCGUCCGAUUACGUGGAUGCCCCGCAGUUGGAUCCUGAUGGGAGCGACGUCGAGGCGGAAGGCUUCUGCUCGCCGCGCUCUCAGCGUGCAGCACCAGUUGUGGGCAAUGCGUUCGCUGUUCAGCGACUGGAAGAGGAGCAGCCAAAGCAGACUAGUAGUAGAAGUAGUUUCCAAGAUGUCAGUAAUCUUGAGGUGGAUCAUCUGGAAGUGGAACAACUGCUGCAAGAUCGUCUGCGAGAAUCCUCCGCGUCGCGAGAUAUUCUAGCUGCGCACAGUCAUGAGACAGGG